Molecule: messenger RNA, 3037 nt
Organism: Ruditapes philippinarum (Manila clam)
Lineage: Eukaryota; Metazoa; Mollusca; Bivalvia; Venerida; Veneridae
Product: alpha-2-macroglobulin-like protein 1
Exons: 20
Cellular component (GO): extracellular region
Molecular function (GO): endopeptidase inhibitor activity
Source: RefSeq, a predicted model, not a curated record
AACCGGAGGAUAAUAAAGACCUGGUUUCCAGCAUCCGUAAAAACUUCCCUGAUACCUGGCUAUGGGACAUGUAUGAGGUUCCGUCAAGUGGCUCCAUGGUAAUUUCGGAGACAAUCCCUGAUACAAUAACUGAGUGGAUGGGAAAUACUGUGUGUACAAAUGAGAACACUGGUCUUGGUGUAUCAGAGAUUUCCAAGAUAACAACUUUCCAACCAUUCUUUAUCAAUGUAAAACUACCAUACUCUGUUAUACGUGGAGAAAUUCUCAAUGUGGAUGUCAUGGUGUUUAACUAUCUACCACAUUGUACUGCAAUUCAAGUAACAGUGGACGAGAAUGACAACUAUAGUUUGCUAAAUGAGAAUAUAGGUCAGAUGUGUAUAUGUAGUCAGCAGUCCAAAUCUCAUUCCUUCAAAAUAAAGCCUACAGCUCUUGGUAAAAUAAGCAUUACAUUCACUGCAUUCCUUAGAGAGCACAGGGUGUCUUGUUACAGAAUAGAGAGACCGGCAAACUACAAUAAUAAGUUGGUGACAGAAAAAGUUGUCAAACAGCUCCUAGUUCAGGCAGAGGGCAUACAAGAGGAAUCAACCAGAUCACAGUUUAUUUGUCCACAAGAUUCUGUAGAUGGUUUUCAGAAGACUAUAAGUGCUGACAUACCCGAUAGUGAUGUUCUUAUACCUGGUUCUCUCCGAGGCUGGUUCAGUGUUAUUGGUGAUAUAAUGGGUCCUGUAUUGAGUGGUUUAGAGGAUUUAAUCCUGAUACCAACUGGCUGUGGUGAGCAGAACAUGAUUCGACUGGCACCAAAUGUUGCUAUACUCCGAUAUCUCUCAAUGACCAACCAACUCACAGAUGACCUUGAAAUUAAAACAGUAGACCAUCUCAAUAAAGGUUACCAGCAACAACUGACAUUCAUGCAUAAGGAUGGUUCCUAUAGUGCUUUUGGUGAUGGUGAUGAUCAUGGUAGCACAUGGCUCAGUGCCUUUGUGUUCAAGACCUUACAACAGGCAGUCGACUUUAUUUACAUAGACAGAAAACAGAUCCAAACUAAAACCUGGGAGUUUCUUAUCAAUAAACAGGGUGUUGACGGCUGCUUUAUAGAGGAAGGGAAGGUUCUCAGUAAAUACAUGAUGGGUGGGGUAAUAGGUAGUAAAAGUGAUAAGAGGAGGGCUCUUACAGCUUAUGUACUUGUCUCCAUGCUGGAAUCCUUCAAAAUGAUGAGAGAGAGAACACCGCCAUUUGUUGCACUUGCUGUGCGAUGUAUACAGGUAGAUAACCUGACAGACACCUAUACACAUGCCCUGGUUGCCUAUGCUAUGACCUUGUAUAAACCUAACAGUAGAUUUACUGAAAUAUUGUUGCAGAGACUCAAGGAUAAAGCCAUCAUGGAGGGAGACACCAUGCACUGGAAAAGGGAAAAGAUGCCUGCCAUUUUGUCAGGUCAAGGUCGUGCAGCAUCAGCAGAAAUAGAGAUCACAGCUUAUGCACUCCUGGCAUUGUUAACAAAAGACAAGAAUGUUGCUAUUAGUGACAUCAUGCCAAUAGUACGCUGGUUAACCAAUCAGAGAAAUGCUUAUGGUGGCUUUGCUUCAACACAGGACACAGUUGUAGCCCUACAAGCAUUGUCAUUGUUUGCUGAGCGUAUCUAUGGUGGUGGACUUAAUGUCAAUGUAAACAUUGUGGAUGACAACGUAUACUCCAAGGAUGUCAGUGUGACACAUAAAAACAGCAUUAUCCUGCAACAAUAUGACCUUGACAAUCCAAGGUCAGAUCUCCAUAUUACUGCUAAAGGAGAGGGAUGUGUACUAUUACAGACAACGUAUAGAUAUAAUUUGGAAAGAAAGCAGAAACAUGAUGAGGUAUUUAAAUUGUCAGUGUCAACACCAGUUAGAAGAGAAGCUAUUGAUAAUAACUGUCGACAGAGAACUGUCAAAGUUUGUGCAAGUUACCAUGGAGAAGAUGAAAUGAGUAACAUGGUUGUUAUAGAAGUAAAACUGGCCAGUGGUUGGAUACCUGAUGUUAAAUCAUUGCAACAUUUAGUUAACUCAGCAGAAAUAGACUUGAAAAAAUACGAGAUGGAUAAACGUUCCCCUGAUACGGUCAACUUUUACUUCAAUGAGCUGUACACAAGUAUGAGGGUGUGUUUUGAGUUUGGUAUAGUUCUGGAAGUAGAAGUAAAGGAACAUAAACCAUCAGCUGUUAAAGUGUUUGACUACUAUGAAACUGAAUUAGAGACAACAGUAUUUUAUGAGAUGACGAAAUGUUCUGAAGCAAAUAUAGAGUAUGUAGAUGUCAGUUUAAAUGGAGAUACUGAUUUAUACCUGGAAGGUGACAGUAAACUGAAUAUAGAAGAUGACAGUAAACUAAAUAUUGAUGCUGACAGUCAUUUACCAACAGAUACUCUAUCACAUCCAGGAGGGAAUGAGCAAGGAAACGCUGCCGCCCCAUCGUCAGAGACAACAGACAUAGAGGAUGGUGUUGCAGCCCCUCCCACAGGGCCUCAAUGUCCAAAAUGUGUAACCACAGGGGUUGUCAAUAUUCUCCAAGAUAUCUGCAAGAAACAGGUGUGGUUGUUAGAGAGAAAAGACCAAAUGUUGCUCAGCGUGAUGACAGCUGAUGGAGUCAGUCCAGACAUAACAAUAGAUAUUCCAGAGUCAUUGGAGAACUGUGGACAAUGUAGUAACUUAUUUGAAAAGGGAGACAAAAGUUUGAUAUUCCUGGAGCCAUAUGAUUGGUCGAACCUUGCAGCAAAUAUUGCCCAGAGGUCAACAGUGGUAAUACCAUGGUCAGCUUCUCUCAAUGAAUCCAUACUACAAGUGUUGGCAUCUUGUUCCUAUCUCUAAAACACAAGUUAUUAUAUAACAUGUAAUAUUAUGUACAGAGUGACAAUUACAUUAUUAUAAGUCAGCUUCCUAAGUCUUGGAGAUUGAGAUUAGUGCUCAUUCAUAAGAAUUAUUCUAUGAACAAGGUGCAUACAAUGAACAACAUAAAAUAAUACUGCAUAUGUAGGCAUACUAUCAUACAAAUGUAACUAAAAACAAUG